UACUGUGACUAUUCGCCUUGCCCUUCGUCCUUUCGCCGGCUUUUGCUUUUUGCAGUGUAUUUCAUCGCUUCAUGCCAAGCACACUGUAGUAUAAACAUGUACAUCCCCAGAAUCGCCGGCCUGAGUAGCCUGAACGAUAAAGGAAGCACGCCAAACUAGUCACUGCCAUGAAGUAUGGUCGUCAAGGGUGGCCUGAAGUUGAGCAUUCUCGGCGGAGCAAUCUACGCGACGCAAAAAGCCGAUAGUAUGCAGACUACCGAAAACAUCAAAGCCUACAUCACCACCAACCCCACCGUGAAGUACUACUGCGCUUUGACGGAGUUAACAAGUUUGAGAGGUGCGGAACGAUGCCCUUCCUUCCUUCCCUGUCCUGCAGGUGUCAAGGCCACAUUCAAGCACCUCUUGAACAUGCCAGAAUAUUCAAAGCAAGCUGCUUCAUGGUGCAUGAAUGCUAUGUCCGGGAUGAUCGAGGAGCCUAAGACACCACCUGCCGACACCAAGAAGCCAUCAAAGUAACUUUCACAGAGCCUAGGUGAUCAGCUGUAGUAAAUUGAUAGCAGUGUGCACAAAUAAAGCCGUAAAGCUGUUCUA
This is a messenger RNA of Rhipicephalus microplus (southern cattle tick), 591 nucleotides long. RefSeq lists its product as uncharacterized. Gene Ontology annotation, biological process: activation of innate immune response. Gene Ontology annotation, molecular function: RNA binding; double-stranded DNA binding; zinc ion binding. NCBI's taxonomy places the organism in Eukaryota, Metazoa, Arthropoda, Arachnida, Ixodida, Ixodidae. The record is from RefSeq and is a predicted model, not a curated record.